Molecule: messenger RNA, 2816 nt
Organism: Elgaria multicarinata webbii
Lineage: Eukaryota; Metazoa; Chordata; Lepidosauria; Squamata; Anguidae
Product: zinc finger protein 850-like
Exons: 4
Coding region: 90-2612 (840 amino acids)
Biological process (GO): regulation of transcription by RNA polymerase II
Molecular function (GO): RNA polymerase II cis-regulatory region sequence-specific DNA binding; DNA-binding transcription factor activity, RNA polymerase II-specific
Source: RefSeq, a predicted model, not a curated record
UGGUGACCUUUGAGGAGGUUGCCGUGCAUUUCUCGGAGGAGGAGUGGGCUCUGCUGGAUCCAGGCCAGAGGACUCUGCACAAAGAAGUCAUGGAGGAGAAUCGUAGGAUCCUGGCCUCUCUGGGUGAUCACAGGGAGAACAAUAAAAAUGGCCUACACCAGAGAAGGAAAACUGAAACUGAAGGGAAGAGGGAAAACGAAUCCAUUUCUUUUGAAGGAUCAGAUCUCUGUGAAACUCCAACACUAGAAGCACCAAGUAAAAAGAACAUUCAUAAAAGGAAGAAACAGAGUAAAACUCAGAAGAUUCAUUCUAACAAAUAUCAAAGGGUUCAAUGCUUAGUAUGUGAAAAACAAUUCACGUUCAACUCACAACUUAACUUGCAUAAAAGAAUUCACACUGGAGAGAAGCCCUAUAAAUGCUUUGAGUGUGGGAAGACCUUUGCUCAGAGCACAGACCUUAAGCGGCAUCAAGUAAUUCACACUGGGGAGAAGCCCUAUAAAUGCUUUGAGUGUGGGAAGACCUUUGCUCGGAGCACACACCUUAAGCUGCAUCAAAGAACUCACACUGGGGAGAAGCCCUAUAAAUGCUUAGAAUGUGGGAAGAGCUUUGCUCAGAGCGGCAGCCUUACGGAGCAUCAAAGAAUUCACACUGGGGAGAAGCCCUAUAAAUGCUUAGAAUGCGGUAAGAGCUUUGUUCAGAGCAGCAGCCUUAAGCAGCAUCAAAGAAUUCAUACUGGGGAGAAGCCCUAUAAAUGCUUAGAGUGUGGGAAAACCUUUGCUCGGAGCACACAGCUUAAGCAGCAUCAAGGAAUUCACACUGGGGAGGAGCCCUAUAAAUGCUUAGAGUGUGGGAAGACCUUUGCUCAGAGCACACAGCUUAAGCAGCAUCAACGAAUUCACACUGGGGAGAAGCCCUAUAAAUGCUUAGAAUGUGGGAAGAGCUUUGUUUACAGCACAGACAUGAAGCGGCAUCAAAGAAUUCACACUGGGGAGAAGCCCUAUAAAUGCUUAGAGUGUGGGAAGACCUUUGCUCAGAGCUCACAGCUUAAGCAGCAUCAAGGAAUUCACACUGGGGAGAAGCCCUAUAAAUGUUUAGAAUGUGGGAAGAGCUUUGCUCACAGCUCAAGCUUUAAGCUGCAUCAAAGAAUUCACACUGGGGAGAAGCCCUAUAAAUGCUUAAAGUGUGGGAAGACCUUUGCUCGGAGCACACAGCUUAAGCAGCAUCAAGAAAUUCACAAUGUGGAGAAGCCCUAUAAAUGUUUAGAAUGCGGUAAGAGCUUUGCUCACAGCACAAGCCUUAAGCUGCAUCAAGGAAUUCACACUGGGGAGAAGCCCUAUAAAUGUUUAGAAUGCGGGAAGAGCUUUGUUCUGAGCUCACACCUUAAGCUGCAUCAAAGAAGUCACACUGGGGAGAAGCCCUAUAAUUGCAUAGAAUGCGGGAAGAGCUAUGCUCACAGCAUCAGCCUUAAGCAGCAUCAACGAAUUCACACUGGGGAGAAGCCCUAUAAAUGCUUAGAAUGCGGGAAGAACUUUGUUCUGAGCUCAUCCCUGAAGCAGCAUCAAAGAGUUCACACUGGGGAAAAGCCCUAUAAAUGCUUAGAGUGCGGAAAGACCUUUGCUCAGAGGACAGCCCUUAAGCAGCAUCAAGUAAUUCACACUGGGGAGAAGCCCUAUAAAUGCUUCGAAUGCGGGAAGACCUUUGCUCACAGCACAAACCUUAAGCAGCAUCAACGAAUUCACACUGGGGAGAAGCCCUAUAAAUGCUUCGAGUGCGGGAAGAGCUUUGUUCUGAGCUCACACCUUAACCAGCAUCAAAGAAUUCACACUGGGGAGAAGCCCUAUAUAUGCUUAGAGUGCGGGAAAAGCUUUGCUCACAGCACAAACCUUAAGCUUCAUCAAAGAUUUCACACUGGGGAGAAGCCCUAUAAAUGCUUAGAGUGCGGGAAGAGCUUUGCUCAGAGCUCACACCUUAAGCAGCAUCAACGAAUUCACACUGGGGAGAAGCCCUACAAAUGCUUAGAGUGCGGAAAUACCUUUGUUCAGAGCUCACAACUUAAGCAUCAUCAACGAAUUCACACUGGGGAGAAGCCCUAUAAAUGUUUAGAAUGCGGGAAGAGAUUUGCUCUGAGUUCACACCUUAAGCUGCAUCAACGAAUUCACACUGGGGAGAAGCCCUAUAAAUGCUUUGAGUGCGGGAAGAACUUUGCUCGGAGCACACACCUUAAGCUACAUCAAGGAAUUCACACUGGGCAGAAGCCCUAUAAAUGCUUAGAAUGUGGGAAGACAUUUGUUCUGAGCUCACACCUUAAGCAGCAUCAACGAAUUCACACUGGGGAGAAGCCCUAUAAAUGCUUAGAGUGUGGGAAGAGCUUUGCUCAGAGCACAGUCCUUAAGCAGCAUCAAAGAAUUCACACUGGGGAGAAGCCCUAUAAAUGCUUAGAAUGUGGGAAGAGCUUUGCUCACAGAACAAGCCUUAAGCUGCAUCAAGGAAUUCACACUGGGAAGAAGCCCUAUAAAUGCUUAGAAUGCGGGAAAAGCUUUGUUCUGAGCUCAUACCUUAAGCGGCAUCAAAGAAUUCACACUGGGGAGAAUCCCUAUAAAUGUUUAGUGUAGCAUUUAAGCAUCAUAGAAUAGUAGAGUUCGAAGGGGCCUAUAAGGCCAUGGAGUCCAACCCCCCAUGCUCAAUGCAGGAAUCCACCCUAAAACAUACCUAACAGAAGGUUGUCCAGCUGCCUCUUGAAGGCCUAUUGUGUGGGAGAGCCCACAACCUCCCUAGGUAACUGGUUCCAUUGUCAUACUGUUCUAACAGGAUGUUUU